GCGUCGAACCCUCCGCGCGCCGGCACGAACGUCCGACGUCGUCUCAGUGCGGACCGCAACCUGCCCGUCCCGGACGUGUCGUCUUGGAUUUUCUCGAAACGCCGCGCGCGCGCUAAUAUAGGUACCGCCGAUCGACGUGCGACUGCUGUACAAGUGACACCUCUCAACGAUAUUAUGCAACACGCGCGCACACGCACAUAAUAAUAUUUUAAUACGCGUCUUACGUUUACGCCUGCUCACCUCAUCGUACCUCGCUACCAUCUCAUAAUGUUAUAUUAUCGUAUCACAUUAACGUGCCAUGUAGAUCUGUGGUGAAAAACGAGACGUUUUACAUCCGUCCGACUUUGAUUUCGUUCACGAUUUUGUGCCUCACGCGUGUACAGGGUGCAACACACAUUCAACAUUAUAUUAUACGUCACGCGUGCACGGAUAUAUCGUCCUAUAUGUAGUAUAGAUCGUUUGGCAGUGCCGCUGUGUGCGUUUAUCCGUCGUCGCCGCGAUCGCAAGUGUUCGUCGUCGUCGUACAAUAUAUUUUUAUAAAUUACGUACGCGAUGCGCUGCCGCAGCUAACAAUUGACGCGGGCUCACGUACGCUGGAUUUUUCACACGCGCACAUCAUGCUGCCGUACCAGGCGAUGGCCAUGGACUACGCGUCCGCGUCAUUCCAACGACAUCCGGCCGCGGCCAACGUGGGACACCAUCACCACGCGGCCGGCGGGCCCGGUGGCGGUGGCCCAGGGUCGGCCGCCGCCGCGUUCAGCCCGUCGUGGUUUGUACCGGCUGACUUGUGCAUGCCGUUCGCCAAGCAGAAUCAGCCGCUCGUUGAACCGGGAAUACUUGAAUUGAGAAAAGAAAAAAGUCGAGACGCAGCUAGGUCGAGACGGGGCAAAGAGAACUACGAGUUUUAUGAGCUGGCCAAAAUGCUUCCGUUGCCUGCAGCAAUUACGUCGCAGUUGGAUAAAGCGUCCAUCAUACGGCUGACAAUAUCGUACCUGAAACUGAGAGACUUCUCAGGUCACGGAGAUCCACCGUGGACUAGGGAUGGCCCGCAAUCUGCAUCCAAAAACCUAAAAGGAACCUCAGCUCGAAAUAGAUCUCCUAGUACCAUAGCCUUGGAAUUGUUUGAACAGCACCAAGGCACACACAUACUUCAAUCGUUGGACGGUUUUGCGUUUGCUUUAGCUGCCGACGGACGAUUUCUAUACAUAUCAGAAACCGUGUCCAUCUACCUAGGUCUUUCUCAAGUAGAGAUGACUGGUAGUAGUGUGUUCGACUACAUUCACCAAGCCGACCAUUCUGAGCUAGCUGAACAAUUAGGCCUAGGACUGACUCAAGGCCAGGGGAUGGCAUCGCCGUCGCCCAGCAGUGCUGGCUCCGAAGAAGGAAGUUCCAAUGUGGGCACGGCGAAUCCGGACGUUUCGUCAGUGAUGUCUCUAUCCAGCACAAAUGCAUAUAAAGGCUUAGACAGAGCGUUUUGCAUUAGAAUGAAGUCUACGCUGACUAAACGUGGUUGCCAUUUCAAAUCCUCCGGAUAUAGGGUGGUGCUGUUGAUUUGCAGACUGAGGCCACAGUACACGUUUUCGCACAAUCGGAAAUGUGCGCCACCGCUUUUGGGCGCAGUGUCCCUGGCCAUCGCUCUUCCCCCACCAAGCGUGCACGAAAUCCGACUGGAAACCGACAUGUUCGUCACAAGACUAUACUUCGACUUUCGAAUAGCUCAUUGCGAACCAAGGGUGGCGGAAAUACUAGAUUAUACGGCCGACGAACUGACUGGUAUGAACAUGUAUACCCUGUGUCACGGCGAGGACGUGGGGAAACUCCGAAAAUGUCACCUAGACUUGAUUAACAAAGGACAAAUGAUGACGCAUUACUAUAGGGUGAUGAAUAAAAAUGGUGGUUACACUUGGAUGCAGACGUGCGGUACGGUCGUCUGUAACUCGAAAAACGCAGAAGAACAGAACAUCAUUUGCGUCAACUACGUAGUCAGUGCCAGAGAAUUCGACAAUUUGAUAAUGGAUUGUUGCCAAAUGGAAGAGCAUAUUAGACAGAGGGCGGUGAAAAGAGAAGAAACAGGAGGCAACGACCCUGAGAACGGUUCACCCGAUGGUGGUGGCGGUGAUGGGCGAGGAGGAAAUCCUAGAAGAGAUCACUUAACACCGGCCGACCUGGACGACGGCCACUCGGCCGACGGACAGGGUGAUCCGACGAGAGGCAGGAAUCAUGUGGACAUAACGCAAUUGAACAACGCACCGUCCGAACGACUUCAAUUGAACAACAACAACAACAACAACAACAACAACAGCAUAGGAAUACAACCGAAAAAGUCAGGCAACGACAAACGGAAAGCACACAAAAGGAAAAUCUCUGACCGGGACGAGGCGGCUGCGGCGGUGGCGGCGGCAGAUAGCUGCUGCAGUAGUUCGGAAGAGGAUGCUAUGGUGAGCCGGAAGCCGCAUUUCGCCAGCCUGAGCCCCGCCUCGUCGUCGUGUCAAUCCACGUUGCCGCCCAGUCCACCAAAAACGAACGGCAGCGGCAGUGAUAAGAGACCGGCCGCUAGCGACCCCAACGCCGUGAAAGAGCUCGAGCACGCCAUGUCCAAACACUUGCCGCCGGCCACGGACAAGACGCCCGCGUCAUCAGUGACGGCAGCACACCAACCGACCGACUUUAGUACGGACGCGCUACUUAAGCAGCAGCAACAGAAGAGUACGAUCCAAUGGAUCGGGGCUCACCACCUGGGACAUCACCACCACCUCCAUCAGCAGCAACAACACCAGCAGCAACAGCAGCAGCAGCAGCAACAACAGCAACAACAGAACGGUGGCUUACACCUGCAGCAGCACCAGCACCACCAUCACCCUGGCGGGCCACCUCAUCACCAUCACCUCCAUCAUCACCAACAGCAGCAGCAGCAGCACCACCAUCACCACCAGGGUGCAUUGCCCCACGGCCAACAGUCGACGGGGGGUGCACCAGGCACCACACUGCCAGCCUCAGCACUGCUCCGGCAAAUAUACGCCAACCGCGAGUCGGUGAUCCGCGCCAACGUGCACGCUCCCCGUUCACCCGGCGCCAGUGCUGUCUCGUAUUACGCGGGCGAAAUGAGCACGUUGCCAACGCCGCCGGGCAGCGAGGGUGGUUAUUCAGAACAGCAACAGUUCGGGUCGCAGAAAAACGAGUUCGGUAACAGCGGCGGACUGGCCGUACCACCACCAUACAGUUAUGCCGAUUACCACACGGCCAUGACGCCGCCGUCAUCCGUGUCACCACGCGACAAACAUCAACACCAGCACCAGCAGCAACAGCAACAACAGCACCAGCAGCAACACCAGUAUGAUUUGUACGGGCCACCGCCGACGUCCGCGGACGCAUUGCUGCAGAUACGACAACAGCACCUUCACCAGCAAUACGGCCAUCACGCGGAGGUGACAUCGUCUGCCGCACCCGCGUUGCCGCUGAAACCGCAGCCGUACAACCCAGCACCGCCGCCACCGCCCGGCGUGCCACUCGACCAUUACGAUCAGACGUCCGCGGCCGCGGCAGCUGCGGCCGCAGCAUUUUAUCAUUCGGCUGCCGGCUUUCAUCUUUACCAUCCGUCCAAGUCGACUAUGGCCACUGGCCCGCCGCUGCCACCUCCGCCACCGUCGUCCGUGUAUGCUGCCGACUCGCUAAAAAACCACCACAACUGGUACUCCACACCCACUUAGUAGGGACAGUUGGCAUAGAUUUAUAAUAAUGAUGAAAUUUCAUAAUGUGUACGUUUCAUCCCCGAAAACCAUCCCCAUAAAUGCAUAUGGAGAGGAGUUAAUUUUUAAACGCGACAAGCACUCACUCGUAUUUCCUCGGACAUAGUAUUUUUCAACGAAUCUAAACAAUAGGUAUACUAUUGUUAUUUGUUGCACACAGCAAUUUGUAUAGGUUAUGAUAAUAUCUGGUAACCAAAUGCUGGUUAUUGGUAUUCACUAGUUACUAAAUACAUAUAGUACUAUGUAUCUUCAUUGUUAUUUAUUGCAGGUGCCUAUCUUACAUUUUGCAAUUUUUUCUCUUGAUAUUUUUAAUCGUAUUCCUUUUUAAACUUAGAUAACGUUCACGUCGGCUAUAUAAUACAACCGAAAAAGAAAGGAAUAAAAGACUGGAAUGGUUUGGACACACUAUGAACAUAGAUUACACUUUUAAAUUCUAUAAUGCAUGUGGUGCAGGUGGUGGUCGGAAAGAAUGUAUUAAACUAAAAAAAUACGCGAUAAGUACUAUUAGUACUGUACUAAAUAUAGCCUAUAAAGGCUAAGGCUGAGGCUAAAGGUUGGUGGUUAGAAAAAUACAACGAUGUAAUGUAUUUCAUAAUAAAAUAGGUACGUUUAUAAAAUGUUGAUAAGUCAGGACUACUAAAAUGUAUUGGGUUUCAGGAAUACAUUAUCAGAUACUUGGAUAAUAUUUCUUCCCUCUCCCUCUACCACCAUCACCACCACCACCACCGCCACACGUGACAUUUAGGUACUUCCCUAACUCACCCACAAAAUCGUUAAAUGAUUGUAAAUAACAAACUAUGAAGUAUAAAUAACUUGAGAAAACUUACCAUUAUCAAAAAAUAGUCAAAAGGUAGUGUAAGUCUUGAGUAUGUAUGUGUUUUAUUUUGUAUAACUCAUUGAAUGUCCAAGAAAAUACGGGUUUCGCAAAAAAAUAGCACCGCUAUUAUGUGCAAUUGGUAUACUUAGCUUUU
Molecule: messenger RNA, 4717 nt
Organism: Myzus persicae (green peach aphid)
Lineage: Eukaryota; Metazoa; Arthropoda; Insecta; Hemiptera; Aphididae
Gene: trh
Product: protein trachealess
Exons: 12
Coding region: 618-3707 (1029 amino acids)
Biological process (GO): regulation of transcription by RNA polymerase II
Molecular function (GO): RNA polymerase II transcription regulatory region sequence-specific DNA binding; protein dimerization activity; DNA-binding transcription factor activity, RNA polymerase II-specific
Source: RefSeq, a predicted model, not a curated record